Messenger RNA from Prunus armeniaca (apricot), 453 nucleotides. The record is from the annotation of a GenBank genome assembly. Lineage: Eukaryota; Viridiplantae; Streptophyta; Magnoliopsida; Rosales; Rosaceae.
AUGGAUCUGACUAAUAGUAAGGGCGAGGCAUUGAUCGAAGAGAAUGUGGGUUCAUCAAGGCAUAAACCUAUUUUUAAGGGUCGAACCCCCGAGGCUGAACGGUAUUAUAAGUUGCUUGAGGAUGUUGAUAAGGAGUUGUACAAUGGAUGUAAGAAGUAUAAAAAAUUGGAAGCCGUUGUGAAGUUGUACCAAAUCAAGUGUUUAGGAAAUGUGACUAAUAUGGCUUUCUCGAUGUUUUUAGAGGCAUUUAAUGAUAUGUUGCCUAAUGGAGUGUGUUUGCCAAAAUCCUAUUCUCAAGCCAAAAAGAUUAUUGAUGCUUGCUGUAAUGACUGUAUGUUAUUUUGGAAAGAUACAUCGAGCUUGAAUGUGUGCUCUCGUUGUGGUGCUUCAAGAUAUAUAGUUAAUAAAGAUGGAGAUAGUUAUGGCAAGCAAGUGUCAGCUAAAAUUCUUUGA